AUGCAAUUUCAAUAUGACUUUUCCGAUUAUAAAGCUCACGACUUUGAUCCGAAGAAACAGGCGAAACAGGUGCUAGCUUCUGUUCAUGCAGCAUCAGACGCAGCAGAAGACAAAGCAGUAGCGAAAAAGCGGUUAGGAUAUGCUUUGAAGGAAAUUGAAAACCAAAGAAAGACUUUUAUUGGUUCAAACGAACAUAAUCUUGCAGAAAAUGUGGAAUUCUUACUCCAAAAUCAAUCGAGAUUAACAGAAGUCAGAGAAAAAAUGAAGCAACUCACAGAUGUUUAUGAAAGAAUACGCUCUCUAAUUACCGUUCCCUAUAAUUCUGCAUCUCCAUUGCAUGACUCCAUCGUGAAUCUUCAUUCAACUUAUAUCAGCUUAAACUGGAUUCAUCGCUACUUUGAUCUGCAGAAACAGUUGGUAGCUUUGGCGGACAGUGUUCCUAACGAGCAUGAACGAUUUGAAAAUUAUUUUGGAGCGGCUACCUUGUUGCAAGAGAUGGAUCAACUCCUUGCUCGCUAUCCGCUUAUUAAACGCCAAUCUUCCGUACAGUCAUUUUCCAGCUUGAAUAUCGGCAUCCACUCUAGGAUGUUAAAAGAAACGUCAAGUUUCUUGUUGGCGCAAGAGGAAUCAGAUAUUUUAGCAGCAAAUUCCUCAACCUUUUCCAAUGGUUGCUCUACCUUGUUUUUACUAGACAAGUAUCUUCUUGAGAGAAAUAUGUCUCAGCUGUUAGGCUCUAAAAUCCAAAAAGCAAAUGCUUGCUUUGAAGCUAUCUUUCAGCUGUCUCCAACAACGCGUAGACUUUUGUAUUCAUCCGCUGAUUCGACCGCGGCUAAUUCUACAGUUUGGUCUAAAUUUGAAGAUGGAUGGUAUCAAAUCUCACAAAUUGGAUCUCAAUGCGUUUUCUGGGAAAAGACUCUCAAGCAAACUACCAUUUGCCAACCACAAUACGCUAACUUAUUAGAAUACUUUCAAGCACAACCCAAUUUCAUUCUUGAUGGCGCUACAAUUAGCAUGUUUUAUUUUAAGGAACUAGCUAUUUCAAUAAGCACAAAAAUGCAGAACCUAGAUCGUCGAGAUCCUACUUUGCUUCAAGUUUUCCGGAACGAUUGCCAAAGAGUAUCUCACAUAGUUGAACAAGCAAUUGCAAAGUCAUCUUCUGAAAUUGUUACAAAAGAUACCCGUGAAUGUUCUAUUGUGAUGAACAGUCUUAAAGUAUUAUUCCCCAAAAUUCCUUAG
Messenger RNA from Schizosaccharomyces osmophilus, 1236 nucleotides. It is a transcript of the gene cog5, whose product is annotated as Golgi transport complex subunit Cog5. Gene Ontology annotation, biological process: intra-Golgi vesicle-mediated transport. The record is from RefSeq and is a predicted model, not a curated record. Bases 1 to 1236 code for a protein of 411 amino acids. Gene Ontology annotation, cellular component: COG complex. The transcript is spliced from 3 exons. NCBI's taxonomy places the organism in Eukaryota, Fungi, Ascomycota, Schizosaccharomycetes, Schizosaccharomycetales, Schizosaccharomycetaceae.